Lachancea sp. 'fantastica' is the source of this 3288-nucleotide messenger RNA. The record is from the annotation of a GenBank genome assembly. NCBI's taxonomy places the organism in Eukaryota, Fungi, Ascomycota, Saccharomycetes, Saccharomycetales, Saccharomycetaceae.
AUGGAAAGCGACUGGAGAUCGACUUUGUCGAACCAGGAACGGUCCAAGUACAUUACAGAGCUCGCUCAAAUUUUGGCUCAGAUCAGUCGAGUCAAUGGCGGAGACCGUGGGAAUUUCAAUCUUGAGAAGCUAAAAAAGACAGCAGAGCAGUUUGAAAAGAGUCUUUAUGCUAGUAGUACGUCCAAGGAUCUGUAUCUGGACUCGAUACGCAAGAGAAUAGCGGCGAUGGAUACUGCACGCAAAAAGGCGGUAGCCAAUGUGCAGCAGAGCAUGGCCAAAGCUGCAUCUCAGUCUCAAAACUCUCGAAACAACCCAGCCAUGCAACAGCAGCACUAUCAGCAGCAGCAGCAGCAGCAGCAGCAGCAGCAACAGAGACCAUCACAAUAUCCCCCAGCCAACAACAAUAACAUCAACUCUCAAGUGUUCUUCAACCAGCAGGCUCAAUUGAGGCAGCAAGCUGCACAGCAGCUUCGAAAUGGAGCAGCUCCAAAUGGACCCGUUCCCAAUGCACCAGUGAGACCACAACUCACUCCACAGCAACAGCAAUUAAUUAAUGAGAUGAAAGGUGCAGAGAUUCCACGCGAGCUGCUUCAAAGAAUUCCUAACCUGCCGCCAGGUGUCAACACUUGGCAGAAGGUAACGGAACUUGCGCAGCAGAAAAGACUUGGACCAAAAGAUUUACAAAUUGCUAAGCAGGUAUACCAGAUGCAUCAGCAGAUCGUAUUCAAAUCCAAGCUCCAGCAAUCAAGUGCCAAUAACCGUGCAGCUCAGCCGGCCAUACCUCCUACACAGAACGUGUCGCAACUGCAGCAAAAUCAACGUCCAAUGAUGGGCCAGACUACCAUUCUGCAGCACAGCCCUCAGCAACAGGACUCUCAACUACAACAGUCACAACAACAACAGCAACAACAGGUACAGUCGCACCCUCAGCAGACCCCGCUACAACAGCCAAUGCAGAUGCAUCAAGCUCAUCCUCAACAAAUGCAGAUGAAUCAAUCUCACUCACAGCCGUCGCAAGAAGUACCUAACGUGCUCAACAGACUGAACCAGAUUUUCACGCCAGCGGAACAGAAGGCUUUGUAUGAGAAUGGUAAGAAGCUAAUCGCGGAUUUACAGAGGACAAAAAGACUGCCCUCUGUGCUAACUCCACAACAGCAGGCUGUUUACAUAAAAAAGUACAUCAAUCAGAUGGCUUUGAAGAAGCUUCAAGCAGCAAGAAACCAGAUGAGUAAUUCAAAUGCCGCCCAACCACAGCAGGCUGUGCAGCCACCAAUGGAAGGCCCACCUGUUCCUCAAAUGAGUCAGUUUUCAUCGAAUGGAGUGAAUAAUAAUGCUCCACUCGCUACGAACAUGCCACAGAGAAGGCCUUAUGGGGCUGCAAACGUUUCCAAUUCAAACGGUAACUUCAAUGAUGCUGGAGCAGUUCCAAGCGCUCCGGUGACGGGUCCUUCCAACGUUGCGCCACAUGCAUCAACCGCUACAUCACAGCCUCCUCAACAGCCAAGGUUCUCUCUUCCACGUCCUACAGAGCAAGAUCUAAUGGUCCUUCGAAGAAUCUCCGCUGAAAUUCAAAAGUCUCAUCUCAGGUUGUCGAACAUAACCAAUCAGAUUUCUCAGGAACAGAAGCAGUCGAUAAGAAAUAAGCUUCAGUUGAAUCGUCAGCUGUUUACGAAUGUUGACAGCUUCAUACCUACUCUUUACAUGAUUACGAGGAACGAGGAAAACGUAAGACAGUUGCUUCAGAUCAGAAUGCUUGCGAGAGAAAUUACAGAGCAUGCCUCCAGAGGGGUCUUCAUUGUACCACCUGAGGUGGUGGAUAAGGUGAUCUUCCGUUACCAAAAGUACUACGAGUUCAUAAAAGACCAGGUUCUUAGAAGACACCAGCAAAUCAUUGCGGCUAGGCAGCAGCAGCAACAGCAACAACAACAGCAACAACAACAGCAACAACAACAGCAACAACAACAACAGCUGCUGCAGCAACAGCAGCAACAACAGCUACCUGAAAAUCAACCACAGCCUGGUCCUGUGAAUUCCACAGAUGGCACCUUCAACCAGCAGCGUAUCCAGGGUUCAUUCCAGCAAAUCCAACAACAGAUGCAGAUGAGGCAACAACAACAGCAACAACAACAGCCAAAGGGACAGCCCGCCCCACAAGCGAGCAACUGGCAAAGGCCCGCUGGAGGUAAUGGAUUGGAUGCAGAAUCCAGCAUGCCGCCUCACAGCGCUCCUGAAAACGUACGCACAGGUUCCGUUGGCAUGGAAUUUCUCAACUCUCCCGAAUUCCUCAACGCUAAAUCCUCACCACAGCAGACUGGCUUAUCGCCGGCAAAGAAACAGACUCAAAUGAGGAAAAAGAUGGCUUUAAAACAGGCUUCAAAUCAAGGGACGCCUGCUGCUGCUGCUGCUGCUGCUGCUGCCUCGGUAUCCAGCGACACCCCAAACUUGCCAGCGGGUGGUGGAAUUGCCGGCUCAAGUAGGGGCAAUACGCCUAAUAUGGCAGCAGCUGUAUCGGCAAGUUUAUCACCUAUGGUGAACAAAAUUGCGAGUGCCAAUGCUAGUCCUUCCCCAAAAUCUACGGCUGUUGGUGCGCAACCAAUAUCUGCUCCAGUGAACUUUCCAUAUAAGGAGGAUGAGGACAACUCUAAACGAAUGGUGAUUCGCAAAAACGAGAUCAUAUCGAGGUUCAAACGCAGGCAAGACAUUCUUCGUCAUUCGCCUGCCGAUUUGUUUUUGAGCUCAUUGGGCGAUUGCUUAGGCGUCGAAGAGGAAUCGAUUGAACUUUUAGUUCCUAUCCCCGCGGAAGUUGUGGAUCAAGUUAAUGGAGCGGGAAAGAAGAAGACAGGUAAAGCAUCUGCUCCUAGAGGAAAGGACCAAGACUACGCCAAUGUUUCUAUCAAAGACAAUAAAAUCAUUUUUGCGCCAAAUCCAGCCCUCACAUCAUACAAGAGUGAUCCCUUUGCGAUAAAAAAGGAUGACAUUUUCAGCGCUUUCAAAGACGUGUAUGGUUCGUCACACAUAUCUGAUUUCUCGUUUGGUGUCAGAAAAGUGGAGUCUGAAGCUGGUAGCCUGAAAAGAAAGGCGGCGGAUCUAGAUAGCAGUCCAAACAUCUCACCGGCAUCGUCGACGAUAAUGAGUGACUCCAAAAAGAUCAAAUUGGACUCACCGGAGGAUCUUUAUUUCACUGCACCUGGUGAUGAUAUCAAGAAAGAGCAUUCAAAAGACGUUAAUGUUGAAGAUGUCACGGAGAACAACAUAUGGCAAUGGAAUUCAUGGGAGGCUGCCAUUUAA